Molecule: messenger RNA, 1194 nt
Organism: Kockovaella imperatae
Lineage: Eukaryota; Fungi; Basidiomycota; Tremellomycetes; Tremellales; Cuniculitremaceae
Exons: 4
Coding region: 363-1037 (224 amino acids)
Source: RefSeq, a predicted model, not a curated record
GCAGGGUUUUCGGGGAAACAAAAAAGAAAAAAUCCUUCACUCAAAAGCUUGAAGCAAUCAAGGAGAUGAGAGUUUUGGGAUCUAGGCUACAUAUGCCAUUACAGGAUUCUACCUGUUCCAAUUAGUCCAUCCAACCCAGUCGUUGCUGAUUACAGUAUCUCCAAAAUGGGUGCUUGGAUAGCUGUUUUUCUAGCAUGCCUUAGUCUCUGCUCUGGAAGAACCCCUGCACGAUCGUAUGGGAAAGGUGGUGGCUGUCCAGCGAUGGCUGCACAGGAAGUGGCUGUUCUGAUUGAGAUGCUGGGUCUUGAGAGUGUGUGCUCUCAGAUUCUGUCCGACGUCAUGUGAGAGAGAAGUUAUUGGGUAUGUCCGCCAUCUCCCACCAGGCCGACAACUACAUCUGUGGUGUUUGUAUCUGGUCCCUCCGUCAUAUCGUACAAGACAGAAACGGCUGUGACAACAACGAUCACCACAGUCUUGUCCACUCAGACAUCUAUCGCAUUAGCAUCUACGACGGUAUUGCUCACAACGGCUACCAAAUCCGUUACCGAUACCUCCGUGCCGACUGUAACUGCCACUGUUACUGUCACUGCGACCGAGUCGACAACUUCUACCAUCACAUCCACUGUCUCAACGAUCACCUCCUCAACUGUGACUGUGCAGACAUUGGUGUCGACGUCGACGACAACCAUAACCACGGCUGGUCCCUCGGCGUUUCUGUUGUCAGCUUGCCCUACUUCAGCUAUUGCAACGGAGACUCCACGAUCUCUCCUGCAGGAUCCGCACCUACGGGCACAGCCUGUUCAAGAAGGCGCACGUCCCCGCUCAGCAAAUUCGGUAGGUGGCUACCAGGCCCUUGGCAGCAAUGUUCAGAUGCAUUUAUCCGCGACGCUUGUCAAUUGGCGUUAGGGGAGCCAGACGGAGUGGCCAUCUCGACCGUCUACCGAACCGCUUCCAAUCCUGCAAUCACCACAACGAGCACCAUCGCGAUUCAAUCUACAGAAACAAUCACCGUUACUAGCAACAUCAUGGCUACGUGAGCAAUGGCACGAGGGAGAUCGCUGACUUGUAAUCAAGCACCACAAUUACGACGACAUACAGUUUGCUGACUGCUGCGACGGCACCAUCCACCGUGACGUGAGAAGUAUUAACAUUCUCUAGCUUUUUGCACUGACUCUCCAAAUCAGUGAUCCUACG